This is a messenger RNA of Salmo salar (Atlantic salmon), 885 nucleotides long. Lineage: Eukaryota; Metazoa; Chordata; Actinopteri; Salmoniformes; Salmonidae. The record is from RefSeq and is a predicted model, not a curated record.
AUGAUACCUACCCACCCUUUGACCUUCCUGACCCUGGGCAUGGUGCUAACUCAGAGUGGAUGCAUGCUCCCUGAGAGUCACCACUGGGAGGACUCGAAUGGCUCCCAGCUGCAUCCCACCAUCCAGAAACUAAUGAAGGGAUAUAACCGCUACAUGAGGCCCAACUUCAAUGAGGGCCCUGUUGAGAUUGGGAUGAGUCUGGAUAUCGCCAGCAUUGAUGCCAUCUCAGAAAUCAAUAUGGACUACACAGCCACUAUCUUCCUGCGUCAGCGUUGGAGGGACUCCCGGCUGGUGUUCCCAGGGAAUGAGAGUGUGAGUGUGGAUGGACGACUAGUCUCCCUCCUCUGGAUCCCAGACACCUUCAUUCCAGACUCCAAACGCUCCUUCCUGCAUGACGUCACCGUGGAGAACCGUCUCAUACGGAUCUUCAGCAACGGGACCGUUCUCUAUGCUCUACGAAUAACAGCGACCAUCGCCUGCAACAUGGACCUGACUAAGUACCCAAUGGACAGACAGGUGUGCACCCUGCAGCUGGAGAGCUGGGGAUAUAACCUACAGGAUGUAAUAUUCUACUGGACUAGAGGGAAUGACUCAGUGAAGGGUCUGGAGACACUGCGUCUGGCCCAGUACAGUGUUGAGAGUUACUACACAUCUGUUUCUGAGGCUGUCUAUGAAACAGGGCUGUACCCGAAGCUGGUGCUCCACUUUGCUCUGCGCAGGAACGUGUUGUUCUUUAUCCUGGAGACAUACGCCCCUUCUACUUUGUUGGUGGUGCUCUCCUGGGUCUCCUUCUGGAUCAGCCAAUCAUCUGUCCCCGCACGCACCUGCAUCGGUGUGACCACAGUACUGACGAUGACUGUCAUUAUUAUGAUUCUCCAGGUGUGA